GCGCAGCGCAAAUUGAAGCCUCUUUUCUCUAAUUACCGGGCAAACGGAGCAGAGAAAUAACACUAACACAAAGUUUGCGCCACUUUCGCGCAGUUUUCUCCAAACUUUCAAUGGGACCCGACGACUGAGAGCAGCUUGGUCGCAUCCCUCCAGUUGUCCAGGAGCCAGAUACCGAAGCAGCGCAGCACCAUGGUUUACUGCGCGGUUCAUGUGGUGCGCCUCCGGCUCCCUGCAUAUUUACGCAUCGCGUUGCUCUGUCUCAUGCAGUUAGGAGCUUUCACCCAACAUGCUCCGGAGUGCUACCCAGGAGGCCACCGGACGUUACGUAACCCGUACCGCAGCGUUGACUUCGACUCCACUGAGAUCCAGAACACGGCGAUCCAGGAUCUGAUCUGCGACCACUCGCUGUCGCCGGGCUGGUACCGCUUCAGCAUCAACAACAAGCCGGCCGAGAUGCCGACCACCUGCGUGGAGAUGAACCGCUGCGGCACCCAGGCGCCGGUGUGGCUGUCGCUCAAGGACGCCUCGCUGCCUCGGCCCGGCGAGGUGCGGCAGCUGUCGGCCUGCGCCACCUGGCAGUUCUUCCACGGCAGCGCCAAGGACUGCUGCCUCUUCCGCAUCCCCAUCACCGUGCGCAACUGUGGGGACUUCCUGCUCUACUACCUGCAGCCCACCCAGGGCUGCAUGGGCUACUGCGCUAAAGUCACUUCAGAGCUUGGGCCCAGACUUUGUCCACCAGGUGAGGUGGAGGUGAACGGACGCUGCAAAGCGUCCAUCCCAGCCCUGUCAUCCCGGCCCGUCAUCACCACGGAGCUGAUCGGCCACAGCGUCCACCUGAGGUGCUCCUUCGCCGCCGUGCCCUCCAGCCCGGAUCUGGGCUACCAGGUGGUUUGGGCCCGGCACAUCGGCAACAGCAUGAAGGCCGAGAUCCGGCAGGAAUCCACACUGAAGACGUUCUCGCUGGUGGAGAUGGACGGUGUGCACUUCAGACUGGGAGAAACGUUCUCCUGCAGUGUUUCAACGUUUAGAGCCAACUACAGCCACAGCAGAUCUGCAGCUAAAGAGAGUGAGAGUUUCUACGCUGGACUGAAGUUUUCUCCAGACUUGCUGCACGUGGCGGAGAACAGUAAGGAGCACGAGGUGACGGUCCACAGCACCGUGCCCAUCCCCUGCUUUGGACCCGAGCACGGCCGCCAGUGUGGAGUCCCUCUGGCUCUGAGCGUCCACGACCCAGAUAGUCUUGGACAGGAGGCCUCCAACGUGGCGCUGUCCGCCUGCCAGGUGGAGCUCCAGCCCAGCGCCUGUAGGGACGGCAGCUGCGCCCAGGCAACAUUCAUCCUCACCGCUGUCACCGACUUUACUCGCGACGGGAACCGCCACAGCCUCAUAGGUGCCAUGCCUGGCCCCGGUGCCCCUCGACUGUGGAGGAGCUAUGUCCCAAACUCCUUAAAAGUUACGGUUCAGGACAUUCCCACUUCCAUCUGCUACUCCCUGACUGACCCGCAUGUCAUUACCCUGGAUGGCAGGCGAUAUGAAAACCAUCAGACUGGAACAUUCGUCCUUUACCGGAGCCUGACCCGGCAGUUUGAGGUUCACUCCCGCCAGUGGGACUGCGGCAGCCGGCAUUACGCCGUUGCUUGCAGCUGCGGUGUAGCGGCACGAGAGGGGAACGAUGUUGCCGUCUUCGACAUGUGCAACGGCCGCCCGCAGGAAACCAGGCCACAGCUCACCCUUAAGAAUCUGGUCAACCACGAGGGCGACGGGAAGGGCAGCCGGGUCAGGGUCCUCGAGUCCCACCAGGGGAAGAAGGUCACCUUGAUCUUUCCCUCCGGGGCCUUCGUCAGGGCCGAUGUCAGCGACUGGGGGAUGAGCCUGUCCGUCAGAGCCCCCAGCGCCGACUUCGGCAACAUGCGAGGCCUCUGCGGCACCUUCGACCGCAACGGAAACAAUGACUUCCACGGCACCGACGGCGGCGUGUACGGCCCUGACGACCUGCAGCGCUUCAUCGAGGCCUGGAGGAUAGCUCCCGGCGAGAGUUUAUUUGACAAGACGCCUCCUGGGACCAAGCAGGAGGUCAGGAGGCCUUUCUGUCAGUGCCGAAAAGGAUACAGCACCUCUCAUCAGGCCACUGCCGGGAUGGGGAACAUGUACAACCCCUCCGCUCACUCUGACUGCAUCUCCUUCGAUAACGUGGAUUACACAUCUGUGUUCCCCUCCAUGGACACAACGCUGGAAUACAUCAAGAGUCCCGAGCGAGAGGACGGCGUCCUGGCGAUGUCCGCUUUCAACAGCCAUCCUCUAGAGAGGCGGCACUCUCUGUACAAGGAGCAUGGACAACACGGCGAGGGCCAUGAUGAUGAAUUACAUGACGAAUUCAGGGAGGACCUCCUGCUGUCUGUCAACAGGAGGAGGAGACAGACCUUGUACGAGUUCCAGCCCAUCUUCACCGCCCAGAGCCUCAGCCAGGUCGAUCUGGAGAGCUUCGCCUACUUCUUCCCAGAGGAUCACCUGGCGGAAGCCCGGCCGGAGGUUCAGCCCCGCUGGCCCACGCCGAGCGGCCUGACCUCGGCCACAGCUCUGGGGGUGUGCCAGAUGGCCUUGGCCAACUCCACUGUUGGCACGGUGUGCCGGGGGCUGCUGGGGCGCCGCCUGGACGAGGCCGUGGAUCUCUGUAUGCUGGACCUGCAGCUAAAAGAUGACCUGGGCUGGGACGAGGCGCUGCUGCCCUACCUGGAGAACGAGUGUGAGCGGAGACUCCUGGAGAACCGGACACAGCGGGCCCUGGAGGCGGCCAGUGUGCCAGGACAGUCCGGGGAGAUGGUGACGGCGCUGCGCUGCCCCAACUUCUGCAAUGGGAACGGAGAGUGUACCGAAUGGGGCUGCCAGUGCUUUCCCAGCUACAGCUUUUACGACUGCAGCCUUGCCAUCAGCCAGCCGGUUGAGCUGACAGAUCUGGAGAACGGCGGCCUGUGUGACAUCCGAGUCUUCGACUGUCGCAGUGUUCGAGUCUUUGGCCUCGGCUUCAUCGACUCUCCUGACCUCAGCUGUCACGCCACCAGACUGAAGUACAUGAACGGCGUUUGGGUCCCAGGGGAGAAACAGAGGACGAAAGCCAUCUUCCUGAGCUCCAAGGCUUUAGACUGCACCGUCCCGUCGCUGAGCAACAUGGCCAUCCACACCGAAGACUUCAUGAUGGACGACAAGCCGUACGCACGAUGGGAGAUGAAGGUGACCAAUGACGGCUCGCAGUACAGCCAGGCCAAGGUACUGACCAUCUACGACGGCAUCUGCCAGGUCUGCGAGGCGUCGCGCUCAGGACUCUGUAAGUUAAAGGAGAGGACCUGUAACAUCGACGGCAUGUGUUUCACGGAGGGAGACUCCAACCCCAGCAGCCCCUGCCUCCUCUGUGACCCAGAAACCUCCAAGUUCUCCUGGUCCGUCAACCAAGUGAACGAGCCGCCGACCUUCCACCGGCCGCAGGGCGACCUCCGGACGUUCGCAGGCGAGAACUUCGUCUUCCAGUUCACGGCGUCAGACCCCGAGGGCUCGGCGCUCCUCUUCCAGCUGGAGGAGGGGCCAGAGGGGGCCGUCCUCUCCCCGGCCGGCCUCCUCAUCUGGAGGGUCCCACCGCUGUCUGAGGAGGACGACGACGAAGGACGGCAGGAGAGACGCUCCGUCCGCUUCACGCUGUCAGACGAGUGCAACGCCCAGAGCACCUCCACCGUGGAGAUCCACGUGGUGCCAUGUGGCUGUCAAAACGGAGGCACGUGUGUGACGGACGUCAACUUCCCUGCCGGCAGUGGGAAGUACCUGUGUGUGUGUCCCAAGGGGACGCGGGGCGACCUCUGCGACCAGGACGUCGACGAAUGUCUGUCGGCGCCGUGCGUGGCGGGGAAAUGUGUCAACACGGCGAACGGGUACAGGUGUGAGUGCACCGCAGGGCUGAGGGGUGUGACUUGUCUGGAGGAUAUUAAUGAAUGUGAGAGGAAGCCCUGCUUCCCAGGAGUCCAGUGUUUCAACAGCUUCGGAUCCUACAGCUGUGGGCACUGCCCCAAAGGCAUGCUGGGAAACGGGACCACUUGUACAGCAGUCCCCAGGCUGCUCUCCAUCAGUCCCACUACAACAUCUGCUCCUCGUUCAACUGUCUACAAGAUACCAGAUGUUGCACCACAACCCUCCAAAACGAAGACAGACACUCUGCGGAAGACCUCAGAUGUUAGCCCCUCCCAGACAAGAGCCGACGCAAUGAAGAACAGAAUCAACUCACAUCCAUCAAAAACGAAGGCUGACACUUGGAGGAAGAUUCCAGGAGUUAACCCUAGCCCACCCCAAAUCAAACCAGAAAUGUCCAAGAACGUGCCAGGAAUUACCCAAGACGUAUCGCAAAGUGAGAGUGAUGCUUCGAAAAAGGCUCCAGAAAGUAACCCAAGCCCAUCACGGACUAGCAUAGACACAUCCAAGACUAUCCCAGGAGUUACACCAGACCCGGUCAAGUCUGGUCAGUCCAUAACUAAUGAGACCAUUGCCAAGACCUCCAUUGCAGCCCAGCCUUCAGUAAAUGGAAGACCAUCUGCCGGAUCGGGUCCGUCUCCAGCAGCAAACGUGUCAGCUACAUGCGCCAGCAGGCCGUGCUUCCCCGGCGUUCAGUGCAUCAACCGCAGGCCACCGCACAUCGGCUACGUCUGUGGCCGCUGCCCGCCCGGUCUCCACGGCAACGGACGCAUCUGUACCAAGAACGCCAAACUGGCAUCCAAUCACCUUCCCCAGCAGCAGACGUUAGGCAAGACCAGCCGAUCCCUGCACAGCAGCAGCAAAGUCUCCCAGCUCCACCUACCCGUCCUGCCCGCCCGACACAGCAUCAAACACCUGUCCUCCUCUGUCACCAGAGCAAACCGAGGCGACGUGUCUCGGCAGGUUCCCCCUCCGGGAAGAGGAGGCGGGACAGGGAGGAGGGAAGCGGUCACCGCCACUUCGAGAAACACUCCCAGAUCAUCAGUCAGCGCCCUCCAUCUCACCACAAACACACACAUCACCCGGCAAAGUGCCAACCCGAGGACGGGCACCAAGAUGUACACCCAAACAAGCUUGACUUCCUCCAGGGAGUCUGUGGCACCGCAUGCAACUGUCUCCAAGUCUGAUGGAGCCGAGCUGUUGGCCUCCCCGUCCAAGGUGACUCCCUCAGCUCCAGAGCUCUCCUCCGGUCUCGGCAGGGUGACACAGGCUAAACACACCGUCCAGCCACAGCUCAACCACAUGACAACCACCCAGGCCAAACCCUGGACCCCUCCAAAACCCGCCUUCCCACUGACGGCCGCUCUCACCGCUCUCUCUUAUUCUCUGUCGGAGUCGGAGUUCUCUGCAGACGGAGACGUGGUCGAGCCUGGAUCUGAAGGCCCUGUAAUGCCGCAUAUCGUACCUGCCAUGACGCUCACCACGCCGGGCCGGAGGGUCUACAGCUCUCCCCUCCACAGAGCCGCCGCUACCCAACCAGGAGGAAGGACCGGCGUGACAGCAGAAAGGCCUGCGACUUCCUGUGCCGACCGGCCGUGUUUUCCCGGCGUUCAGUGUGAACCGGUGACGGAGGGAGGCUUUCGCUGCGGCCGCUGUCCUGUGGGAUACACCGGAGACGGACGCAACUGCAGAGCUGUUUGCAGACACCCAUGUGGCAGGAACAUGGAGUGUGCGGCGCCCAACACGUGCCGCUGCAAACCCGGCUACACCGGACAGGACUGUCAGACAGCCAUCUGCCAGCCAGAGUGUGUGAACGGAGGUGUGUGCAUCGCUCCAGGUGUGUGUCAGUGUCCCGGAGGUUUCCAUGGAGAAACCUGUCAGGAAGCUCUGUGCAGUCCCGCCUGUGGGAACGGCGGCUCCUGCGUGGGGCUGCAGACGUGCUCCUGCCCCUACGGCUUCGUCGGCCCUCGAUGUGAAACCAUGGUGUGUAACCGUCACUGUCACAACGGAGGUCAGUGUGUGUCUCCAGACGAGUGUCUGUGUCCGCCAGGCUGGACCGGACCGUCCUGCGAGACAGCUCUCUGCUCUCCUGUUUGUCUGAACGGAGGUUCGUGUGUUCGUCCUGAUUCCUGCGACUGUCCUCAUGGCUUCUACGGCUCGCACUGUCAGAACGCGGUGUGCAGUCCUCCCUGUAAGAACGGCGGUCUGUGUAUGAGGAACAACGUGUGCUCCUGCCUGCAGGGAUACACCGGGGGGCGCUGCGAGAAAAGUGUGUGUGAGCCCAUGUGCAUGAAUGGAGGAAGGUGUGUGGGUCCAGAUGUUUGCGACUGUCCUUCAGGUUGGCGGGGGAUGAGAUGCGACAAACCCACGUGUCUGCAGAAGUGUCUGAACGGAGGAGAGUGUGUGGGUCCAAACGCCUGCCACUGCCCGCCGGGGUGGCACGGCAUGCUCUGCCAGAUCCCUCUGUGUGAGCAGAAGUGUCUGUACGGCAGCCGCUGUGUCCGACCGAACGUCUGCGCCUGCCGCGGCGGACUCUCAGGUUCCCUCUGCUCCAGGAAGCUUCCCAUCACACAAGGCUGACCACAGUCCCACGGUCACACAGCAACUCUUCAGGGAUCCAGAGCCACACACACACACACACACACACACACACACACACACACACACACACACAGCAGCAGCAACCGCAAAACAAAACUAUGAUGUCCCAACUCUCUACCAGGGACUCCCAGUAAAGAAAAAAACAACAAAAUACAUCUAUAUAUACUGUAAUAACUGUAAUUUGAAUUUUAAAAAAGUGCAUUUCCCAAACACUAAAUACCAAUUUUAGAGGGGAAAAAAUCAUCACCUCAACUUUAUGACCCAAUAUCCCUGAAUUAUAAAAGACCUCGUUGUGCCAUUUCCUCAAACCACAGACUGAAGUUAUAAGAAAA
Molecule: messenger RNA, 6884 nt
Organism: Myripristis murdjan (pinecone soldierfish)
Lineage: Eukaryota; Metazoa; Chordata; Actinopteri; Holocentriformes; Holocentridae
Product: von Willebrand factor D and EGF domain-containing protein
Exons: 33
Coding region: 190-6531 (2113 amino acids)
Biological process (GO): anatomical structure development
Cellular component (GO): extracellular region; cell surface
Molecular function (GO): calcium ion binding; signaling receptor binding
Source: RefSeq, a predicted model, not a curated record